AUGCAGAUGUUCGUGUUGAUGAGCUACUUGUGCGUCAGUAUGGUGGUAAUCCAGUACGUGCAAGCAGCCCCUCAAAUGUCCGAUGCUCAAUUGGAGAAGACACUGGCAGACAGGAAUACUAUGCGUCGACACAUCAAGUGUGCGAUGGGUGAAGGUCCAUGCGAUCAAGUUGGUAAAAGGUUGAGAAUUUUGGCGCCGCUGGUACUCCGAGGAGCUUGCCCUCAGUGUUCACCUCAAGAGACCCGCCAAAUACGCCAGACUCUUGCAUUUGUUCAAAGAAACUACCCCUGGGAGUGGGCUAAAAUUGUACGUCAAUAUGGCUGA
Molecule: messenger RNA, 324 nt
Organism: Arctia plantaginis
Lineage: Eukaryota; Metazoa; Arthropoda; Insecta; Lepidoptera; Erebidae
Source: the annotation of a GenBank genome assembly